Molecule: messenger RNA, 2904 nt
Organism: Planococcus citri (citrus mealybug)
Lineage: Eukaryota; Metazoa; Arthropoda; Insecta; Hemiptera; Pseudococcidae
Exons: 9
Coding region: 291-2423 (710 amino acids)
Biological process (GO): proteolysis
Molecular function (GO): serine-type endopeptidase activity
Source: RefSeq, a predicted model, not a curated record
UUUUAAAUAGUGGGAUACAGACAACUUUAAUCAUGGUCACUGCUUGAAUAUUUUUUCACGUUAACGUUCGAGUUAGUUGAAAACAGGUUGUAGUACAUUUACACGGUGUAUUAUUUGUGCAUGAAAUUCCCACUUUCGUUAUCUGCUUGAAAAAUAACGCGUGUUAAUUUUAUCCCAAUUUUUUUCUUCUUUACAUUUUCUCAUUCAUCAUGUUGAUAUGAAAUAGUAUACUUUUUUUUCCCUCUAAAUUCUGGAAAACGUCAACUCAAAAGGAUGAUAAUACGCGACAUAUGUUGAUAAAUUCGCGGAUAAUGAAAAACUUUCAGACAAUUUUGCAGUUGAAAUCAUGGCUAAUUUUGAUAAUAUGUGCAUCUUGUAUUCGGUGGGCAGAUUCAAUAAGAUUCAAACCAUCUCCAUGUCCCGGAAAAUUCAAAUAUGAAUCAACAACGAACGAUGAUCGUUGGUACGGAGAUAUUACAUUCCCAGUCAAUACGACUAUCGACGGGUCUACCAUUCGAAUAGAAUUAGAUAGACCAUCUCAGCUUUUGGUAACCACAGGUGGACCUAUCACAACGAAAGACAAUCAGGUCUACUUCAUCACUCAUGACAAUGUCGUGUUAGAAAAGGGCUCGACGUAUAAAUUAAUUUUUAUGGUGAAAUUUGAUAAAGAAAAUGAGGUCCCAAUGUUGGCAACUAUCCAUUUCAACGGUCAAAGGAUAUGUCCUCCUGAUCUAGUCACCCUAUCCUUAGGAGGAGGAAAUGAUUAUUCGAGUUCACGCCCGGAUAUAAAAGCUACAGCACCUACCGAUGUUCUUUCUGAUAUCGAUAAAAAACAAAAAAAUCCAACCACCAAAACCACGACUCGGGCCACAUAUAACAACAACGGUGGCGAUACCGACUACUUUACUGAAAAUUCGAAUAUAAUAAAUCGAUCAACAACUAGUAGAACUCCAAUUUCAAAUUCGAAUAAUUUCGGAGGUAGUAAUAGUGGAAAUCAAGGCAGCACUGGCUACAAUCCGAAUAGUAAUUCGAAUAAUUAUGGCGGCGGUAGUACCAAUGGAAAUCAAGGCAGCAAUAGUUACAAUCCUAAUGGUAAUACAAAUAAUUACGGUGGAACUGGCAAUAAUGGAAAUCAAGGUAGCAAUGGUUACAAUCCUAAUAGUAAUUCGAAUAAUUACGGCGGAGGAAGCAAUAAUGGAAAUUACGGCAGCGGUGGUUACAACCCCAAUACCUCGAGUAACUCCGGCAGCAAUAGUAAUGGCUUCAACAACAACAACAACAACAACAAUCAAAAUCAAGGAAAUAACGGGUUUGGCUCCAGCAAUUCGAAUAAUUACGGGAAUAACGGUGGUAGCAGCUUAGGAAAUAACAAUAACGGGUUCAAUACUGGGAAUCAAGGCACGUUCGGUGGCAAUUCCGAUAACAUUGGUUCUAAUAGUAAUUCAAAUCAAGGAAACAAUGGUUUCAAUUCUGGGAACUCGAAUAAUGGUUUCAACACUGGUUCAGGUGGAGGUAGCCAGGGAAAUAAAAAUCCAAAUCAAGGUGGAGAUGAUAUUUUCAACAACGGGGGCAGCACUAAUAAUAACGGCGGACGACCGAAUAUAGGAAACGAAGCAACGGUCAGCGGCGAAGUAGCUUGCGGGACCGUUUCUAUAGCUAAUCCUUUGAUUACAUUGGCUCAAAAUUCUGAAUAUGGACAAUGGCCUUGGCACGUAGCAUUGUUCAUGAGAGAUGAAGUAAACCCGUCAAAGUCAUCUUAUAUCUGUGGUGGAUCUCUCGUUUCGAAAAAUAGAGUAAUUACAGCCGCUCAUUGCGUUUCGCUGUCAGGAAAUAGGAUUGUCAAUCCUAAUUCCCUAACUGCCUACAUGGGUAAAUAUAAUAUUAACACCGAUGAAAGUACCUCCCAAAAAAGAACGGUGAGCGCUCUCAAAGUUAAUCCGGAAUACAAUAAAGCUAAUUUUCACAACGAUAUCGCUAUUUUGAGUUUGAAAGACGAUGUCGAAUUUACAAAUUAUGUUCGACCUAUAUGCCUUUGGGAAUCAACCGAUGGGGUUCAAGACGUCGUGGGACAAAAUGGAAUAGUCGUCGGAUGGGGUUACAAUGAAUAUCAACAACUUAAUCAAGAACUUAAACAGGCCACUAUGCCGAUUGUUUCGACUGAAAAAUGCGCUCGAAGUGAUCCACAAUUUUUUUCAGAAUACGUUUCUGAUAACGCAUUCUGCGCCGGAUCUUUAAAUGGAACGGGCCCGUGUAAAGGUGACAGCGGUGGUGGAUUAGUAUUGAAACGUAAUAAUUCGUGGUAUUUGAGAGGAAUUGUAUCGGUUUCAGCAGCGCCUAAAAAUGGAUCUGUAUGCAAUAAUCAUCAUUACAUUGUUUUCACGGAUACGGCUAAAUAUACCGAUUUUAUUAAACGAAAUAUUUGAUGAACGAUUUGAUGCGAAUUGUGAUAAUUUUUUUUAUUUUAAAUAGUAAACAUUAACAUUUUAUACAUUCUACGUACCUAUGCAUUUGAAUAAACAUUAUUUCAUUAGGCCUCAUUACUUAGUCAAAAAUUAUUACUUGUAAGUAUGUACUUGUCUUUUACAAAUUAUAAAAAUCGACAAAUUUAAUUUUUUCAAAAUGUAAUUUGACUCGAUAAUAAAUGAUUUUUAACAGACAAUUUUUUGCCCUGAUUCAUAAAAUAUAGAUAAGGCUUUGUCGUUUUGAAAAGACGUUUUUGUGGUACAUCAGGUACAUGUAUUUGUAUUUAGUGAACUUUUCUGAUUUCUUCAAUUUAAAAUUUCUCGCAACAACUGAACAAUUUUUUCCUCUCCUCCCCUUUCCUUCGCAUUAUAACAUUUUUGUUGUUUCAUUCAAGUACAAAUUGAUUACUGUCUGCAAUUAAAUAAUUCAUACAUUUCUGCA